Molecule: messenger RNA, 876 nt
Organism: Didymella exigua CBS 183.55
Lineage: Eukaryota; Fungi; Ascomycota; Dothideomycetes; Pleosporales; Didymellaceae
Product: nicotinamide mononucleotide adenylyltransferase 1
Exons: 2
Coding region: 1-876 (291 amino acids)
Biological process (GO): NAD+ biosynthetic process
Molecular function (GO): nicotinamide-nucleotide adenylyltransferase activity; nicotinate-nucleotide adenylyltransferase activity
Source: RefSeq, a predicted model, not a curated record
AUGACCUCGAAUUCGAACAGCGAUAUCGUCCUCGACGCUGGAAUCGACAACACAGACACCAUGACCUUGGACAACUACCGGUUUCCCGCGGAUAGGCUGAAGAAGAAGCUGUCCAAUGAUGAGAAGACACCAAUCGUUCUCGUAUCUUGCGGCUCUUUCUCCCCACCGACCAAUCUUCAUCUUCGCAUGUUCGAAGAAGCGACAGACUUCUGCGAGUUCGAGACCGAGUAUGAGGUUGUCGGCGGGUUCUUCAGCCCUGUCGGCGAUGCUUACAAGAAAGCCGGCCUCGCAUCCGCACAUCACCGCAUCAACAUGACCAGAAUCGCCGUCGGUGACAGCUCUACCUGGAUUGGUGUUGAUCCGUGGGAGCCGCUUCACAAAGAGUACAUGCCUACAGUCAAGGUUUUGGACCACUUCGAUCACGAACUGAAUGAGGUCAUGGGCGGUAUUGAGACAUCGACUGGCGAGAAGAAGAAAAUCCACGUUGCUUUGCUCGCAGGCGCCGACCUCAUCCAGACCAUGAGCACUCCUGGACUUUGGGCGAAGGAGGAUCUAAGGAGGAUUCUGGGCGUCUACGGCGCGUUCAUCCUUGAGCGCAGCGGCACCGAUAUCGAUGAUGCACUUGUCAGCCUCCAGGAGUGGAAAGACAAUAUUCGUGUUAUCCCGCAGCUCAUUCAGAACGAUGUCUCCUCAACUAAAAUCCGCCUGUUCCGCAAGCGCGGCAAGAGCAUCCGUUAUUACAUUCCGGACAAGGUUGUCGACUACAUAUACGAGCACGGCCUCUACGCGUCAGACGACGAGAAGUCAAAGGCCGUAGAAAAGGGAAAAAGCAAGGCUUCUGACAGCGCGAGCUCGUCAGCAGUCGCCUCGUCCUGA